AGUUAAGGGGGUUUUUUUGCAGGAGAUAUACCUCGGUUUUGCUUUUAAUUGUGGCAUGUGUUUGUUUUUUAAUACAGACAUGUUGCAUUACCUUCCCAGCUGCGUACUGUACCUUCCCUGCAUACUGUGAGCCUGUUAUGUACAUUUCUUAUGACAAACUUAGUAUCUUUUGGGGGAAGUUGUAGCCCACCCUCCUGUAGCCUUAGAAUUAAGCUGUGGUUCCCACCUGGAAACUUCUGAUUAACUCUUUGUAAUCUUUCUCUGAAAACUGUAGUCCUUUUUUUUUCCUCUGAAAUGGGCAUACUUGCUUCCAAGCCAGUCCUGCUGUAUAUGUAAAUCUGAAUUUUGAAACCUGGCUUUUAAACAGAAGGCUUGUUGAAAUGCUAGCUAUGCUCUUGGUUUUUAGCCACAUGCUUUCUACAUGCCUGGAUUUGUUUUUUUUUACUUUAGUGCUGUAGUGCAUUACCUUAGUGCAUUGACUCUUUCUUCUUGCAGAAUUCUGCUCAGUCAACUCUCUCCCUUGCAUUAACAAACUGAAAACUACAUUUCCAUGUCAGCUGUGCGCUGAGGGUUAUGGCUGAGAGAACUAAAAGCACUGGGCACAGUUACGUGUAACACGUCACAAGCCCCAAUCCAAGGUGUAAAGCAGGGAAGCUGAUAUGAGGGGUUGUUUCUGCAGCUUGAAGCAGUACCCUGAAGAGCAGCCAUUGGUGUAUGCAGAACACUUUUGUGGAAACAACUAACUAGAAAUCUUCACGAAGGAAUAUAUUUGGCAAUAAUGAAUCAAACGGACAAAAAUCAACAGGAAGUCCCAUCCUACCUUCAUGAUGAACCACCAGAAGGUUCACUAAAAGACCACCCGCAGCAGCAGCCUGGGGUGCUUUCUCGUGUGACUGGUGGCCUCUUCAGUGUCACAAAGGGAGCUGUUGGUGCCACAAUUGGGGGUGUUGCUUGGAUUGGAGGGAAGAGCUUGGAAAUUACCAAAACAGCGGUCACAUCUGUGCCUUCAGUGGGAGUGGGUCUAGUCAAAGGAAGUGUUUCUGCUGUAGCUGGAGGCGUUACAGCUGUAGGAUCUGCUGUUGCAAGUAAAGUGCCUUUAACAGGAAAGAAAAAAGAUAAAUCUGACUAAAACCAAAACUGAGACGUACUCAAUUCUCCAGUUACAUCAGUGGCAUUAAAAUCUGCUAAGAUUGGGACCAUGAGAAGCCAUGUGUCUUAGACACUUUAUCUUCCAACGAGUUGUGCAAGUAACUCGAUUUCAUCUGAAAAGGACAGAAGAAGCUUGGUUAGCACAGCAUAAGAAGAUUUAUUAGAGCCUAGAUUGAAGCUUUGUAUCUGGUGAAAUGUUACACUUGAUAACUAUAGAAGUGAGUAAGUGUAUCUGAAGGAAUAAUACAUAUUUGAAUAUUCAUUUACUGUAAGUCUUCUGCAGUUUUGGACUAAAAUGUGAACAUAGAAACCUGGUUAUCUCUGCUGUACCAUUGAUACAAUGAGAUGCCAAUUCCUGUUCUCAGUGGUUUCCACAUGCUCCUGCUAAGGAUCCUUCAGCUGUGUAAAGGCAUUGUUGGAUAUACCCAAACAGUCUUGGUUAUGAACCUGUAUUUUUAGGCAGCCUGUAAACUAUCCCUGACAGCACUCUGCCAGUGCAGACUGGAGCAAAUAGAACUGAAGGUGUGCAGAAAUUGGAAAUGAGUGGGAGAUAGAAGUGAAAAAGAUUGACAGCAUGGUAGAAGAGAUCACAAAGAGUAAACUAACUUAAUGCCUUAUUAGAAAAAAUAUCUUUACUACGUGAAGCUGUGUAAAGAACUGUCCUGUCAUUUCAGUGCAGUUCACAGAAUGAGCUUUAGACUCUUUACAAACCCUGAUAUCUGAAGCUUUUUGUCAGUUUUUACUGAAAAUAUUAUUGCUCCAUCUCAGGUGUAUUUAAUGAUAUUCAUCUAUCUCCUGCAAGUGAAAACUUGCUUCUAAUAAACUUUUUAUAGACACUAGAAAAAAAGAUGGCUUAAUGGAAACUGGGCUGAUGUUUGUGGCUAUCUAGCACAACUGUCUUACUUGCUGGAAAUUCCUUUGUAUAGUUGGAAACCACUGAAGAAUUAGCAAAGCUGUUGUCUCAACUCCAUGAUGUGCCAGGUUGGCUUCUUGCUCUGUUCAAGCAAAUGCAAGGAAUUUUUCACUACAUCUCUUUCUCAUACUUUACAUUUUGAUUUUUGAGUAAAAUGUAAUACUUUUAUUUAAAACAAACCAAAAAAGGUAGAUGAGGCCUUAAAAAAAAAAGGAGAGAAAGAAACAUCAUUCCAGUAAUUUGUAUACUGACAGAUUCCAAAUAUUGACACACCUCAGAUGGGAACAUCUGUAGGUCCUCUGCAACGUGUGAGGCAAAGUGCACUUGUAAAGACACAGCUUGAGGUUGCCUUAAAAUAGAAGCUGUUGAUGAUCUUUUAUUUGUGUACUGACUUUGCAAAUAAGUAACCUCUUUAGAAGCCCAUAGAAGGCGUCUGUUCAUGUCAUGUAUGCAGUAUUUUCUACAAACUUGUGUUCCUAUGGAGAACUUGUAAGCUUACUUUUCCAGUGUCUGUGGUUGUACUAGAAGGAUAUAUGGGGAGACUUUUUAAAAAUGAAAAAAAAAAAGAAACAUAUCGCUCGUCUAAAACUUAGUCCUCUGUUCGUGGUUGUCAAAUGUGCACUAUGUCUAAAUUAUGGUACAGUAGUCACCCAAUCUCUCUGAGCCAUUGGUACUUCAGCUGCACUCUGUAACUAACAACUUUAUUUUAUAUCAGUAAUUGUGGGUGUUGGAAGCAUGAUACUCAUAAGCAUGGGAACUUGGGGUGCUGGGAAGAGCAUCUGCCCCUUCUGUUAGAUGCACCAGCUGCUUGGUUCUGAUCUGCUGCAAGGGUGUAACAAGGUAAGUUUAUGCAACAACCUGAAGAGUUCAACUGGGUUUUAUACUCAAAAGCUAAUUGCAUAGAGUGUAGUAUGGUUUAAGGGUACCAGUUAGCUCUGGAAAUGAGCUAGCCUGGGUAUCCAAGGCAAUCUAGCUGCAGCAUAUAAUUUAGUAUGGUCUGCUCCUCCACAGUUUCCAAUGUAGCCAUAUCCCCAGAGUGCUGCCACUGAACUCCUAAGAGUCACAGUGGUAUUUGUGACACCAAACUAAACCCUUCCUGAUAGUUUUCUGAAAACAUGAAUGUUGAACUGAUCAUACCCAUUUUUUUUAAUUAUAUUCUUUAAUUGUUAAACUAUGAAAUUUGCAGCAAAACAAGUGUGAUCUGAGAUAAACAAUGUUAGAUCUGUAAAGAGCUGCCAACACUUCAUGUUUUGUUCAUAACAUAUCCUGUAGCUAUUGCUUCUGAGUCUUGUAACUGAAACACUUUUACAUGGCAUAUGGUUUUAGUUUUCAAAGAGCUUUGUCCUAUAUCCUGUGUAUUUUCCAUUCACUUAUGAAAUUUGCUUGAUCUUAAGAACUUGGCCCGAUUCUGUCCUGGCACUUGUGAAACAUUAAAUUGUUGCUGUUUCAGACA
This is a messenger RNA of Corapipo altera (White-ruffed manakin), 3515 nucleotides long. It is a transcript of the gene TMEM263, whose product is annotated as transmembrane protein 263. The record is from RefSeq and is a predicted model, not a curated record. Lineage: Eukaryota; Metazoa; Chordata; Aves; Passeriformes; Pipridae. The transcript has 4 exons. The coding region runs from base 779 to 1129 and encodes 116 amino acids.